AAUUGUCUUUUUUGGUUUGGUUCGGUUCGGUUGGCUCACUCAGUUAUUAAAACAAAAUUAUGUAAGAAGAUCAACAAAGGAGUGGGAAAGACGACGCGUGCGAAGAUGUUGAUCCAGUAAUGGAUGCUGUUGCAGAAAUACAUAAUUUUUAGAAAAUAUUGUAUUUUUAAUAGAAAAAAAAUAUGUUGGGGGGUUUUUUCUUCAAAAACAUGAAUUUUGGGGGGAUUCCGGGUAAGUUUUGGGGGAAGGCGAAAUGGCUUUCUGGUAACACUGAAACCAAUGUUAUCAAUAAUACCCACAAUGUAUUCGACUGAAGGAUUCUGUAUCCAGGUCAUGAAUAAAUUUAAAAAAAAAUGAUAACAACCAAUCAAAACAAGGUCUCAGGAAGGUUAUAAAUUUAUGAUAAAUACUACUUAACAAGAGAAAUUGUGACUACAAAUUCGUUUAUUGCUAAUUUAUUCUAGAAAUGAGUAGUGAAAAAAAGAAGGCGUUGUUUAUUUGCUUAGGCAAUAUCUGUAGAUCGCCCAUUGCUGAAGGAGUAUUUCAGAAAACUGUUGAUGACAUGAAGAUGGGGGAUCAGUGGGAAAUAGAUAGUGCUGCUAUUGGUAGCUGGCAUGUUGGAAAUCCCCCUGAUUGGAGAGCAUUAGAUACUUUGAAGAAACAUGGGGUACCUUAUGACAAUUGCGCUAGACAAAUAACAACAGAAGACUUUAGUUACUAUGAUUAUAUUUUUGGUAUGGAUGAAGCUAAUAUGAGAGAUUUAAAUAAGAGAGCACCUAAAGGUAGCAAGGCUAAACUUUUACUCUUUGGCGAUUUUGAUUCUGAAGGAGAUAGGAUUAUAAGAGACCCUUACUAUGAUUCAGAUUCAACUGGAUUCGAAAAGUGUUAUCAGCAAUCAUGCCGCUGUUCCAAAGGUUUUUUAGAACAAUUUAAAAAAAUUUGAAAUCUAUACUGCUGUACUACUUCCAUAUUAUUAACCAUAUUAUAUUUAAGCAUUUAAAUGAUGUUCUGAUUAUUUU
Chilo suppressalis (striped riceborer) is the source of this 1019-nucleotide messenger RNA. The record is from the annotation of a GenBank genome assembly. NCBI's taxonomy places the organism in Eukaryota, Metazoa, Arthropoda, Insecta, Lepidoptera, Crambidae.